Messenger RNA from Chrysochloris asiatica (Cape golden mole), 3144 nucleotides. It is a transcript of the gene RADIL, whose product is annotated as Ras association and DIL domains. The transcript is spliced from 14 exons. Lineage: Eukaryota; Metazoa; Chordata; Mammalia; Afrosoricida; Chrysochloridae. Bases 1 to 3144 code for a protein of 1047 amino acids. Gene Ontology annotation, cellular component: microtubule. Gene Ontology annotation, biological process: neural crest cell migration; substrate adhesion-dependent cell spreading; signal transduction. The record is from RefSeq and is a predicted model, not a curated record. Gene Ontology annotation, molecular function: GTPase binding.
AUGUUCUAUGGGGCACACUUUAUCAUGUCUCCCCCCACCAAGAGCAAGCUGAAGCGGCAGAGCCAGCUGCUGUCCAGCAUGCUGUCGCGGACACUGAGCUACAAGUACCGUGACCUGGAGCCCCCGCUCUGCAGCCCAGGUGCCAGUGACGACCCCGCUGAGCUUUCCACCCAACUGUCUGCCCCGGGCGUCCUGAAGGUGUUUGGGGACAGCAUCUGCUUGGGUACCCACUACAAGAGCGUUUUGGCCACAGCCUCCUCCAGCGCCCAGGAGCUGGUGAGGGAGGCACUCGAACGCUAUGCCCUGAGCCCUGAGGGGGCUGGCCAGUAUGUGCUAUGUGAUGCUGUGGGCCGGUCCGGCAGUGCUGGGCAGAGGUGGCAGGCCGAGUGCUUCCGGGUAUUUGGAGACAACGAGAAGCCCCUCCUGAUCCAGGAGCUCUGGAAGCCCCGCGAGGGCCUGUCCCGGAGGUUUGAACUGCGGAAAAGGUCAGAUGUGGAAGAGCUGGCCGCCAGGGAUGUGGACACUGUUACAGCAGGUAUUAACGCGCAGGCACGGCGGCUCCAGCGGACCCGGGCCAAGGGCACAGCCAGGGGCAUCCUGCGACCCUCACCGCCCUGCCUACGCCGCAGCCUCAGUGAGACCAGCCUGAACGCAGCCCCACCCGUAGAUGCCAGCAGACCCCAUUAUGCUACGCUCCCAGCCAGCCCGGGCCCGGAGGAGCUGACCCGGGACACUGGGGGCCCAGAAGAGGAAGGUGCCAUGCGACACUCACUUUACCAAUCACCGCACCUGCUCCUUCUGCAGGGCUACAGCCAGCAGCACGACAGCCUGGUGUAUGUGCUGAACCGGGACCUGCAUACAGUGGGCCAGCGCACACCUGCCAGCCGGCCCACCAUCAGCUUGGUGGCACCUGACAUCCUGCCGCUGCACUGCACCAUCCGCCGACACCGGCGCCUGAGCCGCCCGACCUCAAGCAUACUAGUGCUGGAGCCCAUCGAGGGCGCCCCUGUGGCCGUGAACUUCACGAAGGCUGGGAGCCGCCCUGUGGAGCUGCACCAUGGCGAUCUGCUCUCCCUGGGCCUUUACUACCUGCUGCUGUUCAAAGACCCACUGCAGGCCCAGCCACUGCCUGUCCAGGCCCUGGCCCACCUUGGGGCUGCCCCACGGAACUGUCGCCUGUGUGGGGCUGCACUCGGUGCCCGAGGGACCACCCGGCCUCCACAGCCCGGCCCUGAGCCUAUCAGGCGGCGGCUGCACCUGGCCUUUGAGCCUUCACAGGAGGAUGUGCUGCUGCAGCGGAUUCUGACGCUGGUGGAGCCAGCGGGCGAUGACCACAAGCUGACACCUGCCUUCCUGCUGUGCCUCUGUGUCCAGCACGCCGCGGCCUGCUUCGGGCCUGGCGCCUUUGGCCAGCUUCUGCUGAAGAUGGCUGGGGCCAUCCGAGAUAUGGUCUGGGAGAAAACGAAAGAACUUGCAGAGAAGCAGGCUCAACUCCAGGAGCCGGCCGCCCUGUGGAGCGUGACCGUGGCCGAGCUGGCCCCCGACCUGCAGCACCUCCUGUUCUGGAUGGCCAACGCUGUGGAGCUGCUGUUCUUCCUGCAGCAGCGGUGCCCGCACUUCGUCCAGACCAUGGAGGAGGCCCUGGAUGCCGCAGGCUCAAAGGAGUCCCUGCUGUCAUGCGUGCUGACGGCCAGCGAGGAGGCCAUGGGGGUGCUGGAGGAGGUGGUGCUGUAUGCCUUCCAGCAGUGUGUAUACUACAUCUCCAAGUCCCUGUAUGCCUGCCUCCCGGCUCUGCUGGAAUGCCCCCCGUUCCCGGUGGAGCGCCGUGAGAGCUGGAGCCCUGGGCCGUGUCUCCCCGAGGAGCUACGCCGCGUCGUGUCUGUCUACCAGGCCACGCUGGACCUCCUGCGGCAGUUCCGGGUGCACCCUGAAAUCGCAGCGCAGAUGCUGGCUUACCUGCUCUUCUUCUCCGGCACGUUGCUGCUCAACCAGCUCCUGGACAAGGGUCCGUCGCUGAGCUGUUUCCACUGGCCCCAGGGGGUGCUGGCCUCUGCUCGCCUGCAGCAGCUCCUGGAGUGGGUGAGGGGUGCUGGCCUUGGAGCUGCAGGCGAGCAGUUUUUCCGGAAGCUUUCCUGCACGCUCAACCUGCUGGCCACGCCCAGUGCCCAGCUUGUCCAGAUGACCUGGGCCACACUGCGGGCCACCUUCCCUGCCUUGCGUCCUGCGCAACUCCACCGGCUGUUGACCCAGUACCAGCUGGCCUCUGCCAUGGGCCCCACCAGUGCCUGGGAGCCAGGCGCCCCCGACUGCCCUGAUGCCUGCAAGUCUGACGAUGUCCUGGAGUCGUACGAGAAUCCCCCGCCCAUUGUUCUGCCCAGUGAUGGUUUCCAGGUGGAGCUGGACCUGGAGGUGGACCAGGUGGAUGACAGCAUCUACCAGCACCUUCUUUACGUCCGCCACUUUCUGUGGGGCCUACAGAGCAGAGCCUGCCCUGGAAGUGCACCCCCGCCCCCAGAGUGCCUGGAGGGUUUGUACCACAGUAUUCCCGAGGGUCCCCCUGAUGGCCAGCACGCCCCCAGGGGGCCCAGUGGCAGGAGCAGACAGCCCAGUCGUGGGGGUCCACCACCCACAGAUACUUCAUGUCUACUGACACCACCCAGCACCCCACUCAGCCUUGAACCCCUUACCCAGGACUGGCCCAUGCCUGGUGGCAAGGUGCCCCUGGAAGGGAGGAGAAGCGACCCCUGGAAUGGGGUCCUGAAAGCAGACCCCGAGGCUUCCUCAGAGGCACCCUCCACCUGCAGCUCCAGCCCUGACACCCCGUGCGCAGCCUCCGUGGUGGUUGUGGAACUAGAGAGGGGCCCCUCCGGGCUGGGUAUGGGCCUGGUGGAUGGCAUGCACACUCCCCUGGGUGUCCCUGGCCUGUACAUCCAGACGCUCCUGCCUGGCAGCCCUGCAGCCUGUGAUGGGCGCCUCUCGCUGGGGGACCGCAUCCUGGAUGUGGAUGGCACCAGUCUGGUGGGCAUCAGCUAUUUGAGAGCCGUGGACCUGAUCCGGAAUGGAGCCAACAAGGUGCGCUUUCUGGUGGCUAAGUCGGAUGUGGAGACAGCGAGGAAGGUCCGCUUCCGAGCACCCCGUUCCUAG